Messenger RNA from Columba livia (rock pigeon), 10933 nucleotides. It is a transcript of the gene CDC42BPA, whose product is annotated as CDC42 binding protein kinase alpha. The transcript is spliced from 41 exons. The record is from RefSeq and is a predicted model, not a curated record. Gene Ontology annotation, molecular function: protein binding; protein serine/threonine kinase activity; ATP binding. Gene Ontology annotation, biological process: peptidyl-threonine phosphorylation; actomyosin structure organization. Gene Ontology annotation, cellular component: actomyosin; cytoskeleton; cytoplasm. Bases 535 to 6135 code for a protein of 1866 amino acids. NCBI's taxonomy places the organism in Eukaryota, Metazoa, Chordata, Aves, Columbiformes, Columbidae.
CUGCGAGCUCGGCGGCGGCGGCUGCUGCGUGUGACCGCGGGAGGGAGGGAGGGAAGGAGGGAGCGGCGGGGUAGAGGAGGGCGCGGAAGCGGAGGGGAGGGAGGGCUCCGCCGUUACCCCUCCCCGCCGCCCCGCGCACGCACACACACCCCACACAGGCACCGCGGCAGGAUGCCCUUUGCCCGGGGGGGCGAAGCCGGGAGAGCAUCUCGCCGCUGGGAGUGAAGCCGCCGCCGGGGCCUCCCGGCCCGCAGCGUGCGGCCGGAGCGGGGGUCGCCGGCGUUUUCCCGGACGCGCAGCCGGAGAAGGAGGAGGAGGGCGCAGCAGCAGCAGCCAUGGGAAGGAUUUGACAGGGCUCGGAGCGCUUCCCAGCCGCCCCGCGGCCGUGCCGGUGUGUCGGGGCGCGCGUCCCGCCCGCCGCCCCUUGGCGCAGCGGAGGAGAAAGGGGCGACGAUGAAGACUUUAGUUUUUUUGAAUCACUGAAAAGCCUUAAAAGGAGACUCGUAAUAAUAAUCAUUAAUAAAAGAAACCCCAAUGCAAACUGAAACAACCAUGUCUGGAGAAGUGCGUUUGAAGCAGUUGGAGCAGUUUAUUUUGGAUGGGCCAACUCAGACUAAUGGGCAAUGCUUCAGUGUGGAAACCUUGCUGGAUAUACUCAUCUGCCUUUAUGAUGAAUGUAAUAAUUCUCCUCUGAGAAGAGAGAAGAACAUCCUUGAGUAUCUAGAGUGGGCCAAACCUUUUACGUCUAAAGUGAAACAGAUGAGACUACAUAAAGAAGAUUUUGAAAUCCUGAAGGUGAUUGGUCGAGGAGCCUUUGGGGAGGUUGCAGUAGUAAAACUGAAGAAUGCAGAUAAGGUUUUUGCCAUGAAGAUACUUAAUAAGUGGGAGAUGCUGAAGAGAGCUGAAACAGCCUGUUUUCGAGAAGAGAGAGAUGUGUUAGUGAAUGGAGAUAACCAGUGGAUCACAACAUUACAUUAUGCAUUCCAGGAUGAAAACUAUUUAUACCUGGUUAUGGAUUACUAUGUUGGAGGAGACCUGCUUACAUUGCUCAGCAAGUUUGAGGACAGACUGCCUGAAGAUAUGGCUCGCUUUUAUUUGGCUGAAAUGGUGAUAGCUAUUGAUUCCGUUCAUCAGUUGCAUUAUGUUCACAGGGAUAUUAAACCAGACAACAUUUUGAUGGAUAUGAAUGGACAUAUUCGAUUAGCAGAUUUUGGUUCUUGUCUGAAACUGAUGGAAGAUGGAACGGUGCAAUCUUCAGUGGCAGUUGGAACACCAGACUACAUCUCUCCAGAAAUCUUGCAGGCCAUGGAAGAUGGAAAAGGGAAGUAUGGGCCCGAGUGUGACUGGUGGUCCCUGGGCGUUUGCAUGUACGAAAUGCUUUAUGGAGAAACGCCCUUUUAUGCUGAGUCCUUGGUGGAGACCUAUGGGAAAAUAAUGAACCACAAAGAGAGGUUUCAGUUUCCUGCUCAAGUGACAGAUGUCUCUGAAAGUGCAAAGGACCUCAUCCGAAGGCUCAUUUGUAGCAGAGAACAUCGACUUGGACAAAAUGGGAUAGAAGACUUCAAGAACCAUCCGUUUUUUGCUGGGAUUGACUGGGACAACAUUAGAAACUGUGAGGCACCUUACAUCCCAGAAGUCAGCAGCCCCACUGAUACAUCAAACUUUGACGUGGAUGAUGAUUGCUUGAAAAAUUCUGAAACAAUGCCUCCACCAUCCCACACUGCAUUUUCUGGCCAUCAUUUACCAUUUGUGGGUUUUACAUAUACAAGUAGCUGUGUGCUUUCAGACCGCAGCUGUCUAAGACUGACAGCUGGACCACCUUCCAUGGAUCUUGAUGCCAGCAUUCAAAGAACUUUGGAGGACAGUUUAGCAACAGAAGCUUAUGAGAGGAGAAUAAGACGUCUAGAACAGGAAAAGCUUGAACUUAGUAGAAAACUGCAAGAGUCCACCCAGACGGUCCAGGCUCUGCAGUACUCGACAGUGGAUGGCCCAAUAGCAGCAAGCAAAGAUUUAGAAAUCAAAAGUUUGAAAGAGGAAAUUGAAAAGUUGAAGAAACAGGUAACAGAUUCUGGUCAGCUAGAACAGCAACUUGAGGAGGCCAGCACUGCAAGGCGGGAGUUGGAUGAUGCUUCCAGACAAAUAAAGGCUUUUGAGAAACAGGUCAGAACGCUGAAGCAAGAACGGGAAGAUCUUAAUAAGGAACUGGCAGAGUCUAGUGACAGAUUAAAAUCCCAAGCCAAAGAGCUGAAAGAUGCACACAGCCAGCGGAAAUUGGCAAUGCAGGAGUUCUCAGAGAUGAACGAGCGGCUGACAGACUUGCACUCUCAAAAACAAAAGCUUGCCCGCCAGCUCCGAGAUAAGGAGGAAGAAAUGGAAGUGGUGAUGCAAAAAGUAGAAAGUUUAAGGCAAGAGUUACGCAGAACAGAGAGACUUAAAAAAGAACUGGAAGUCCAAGCUGAAGCCGCAGCUGCUGAGGCAUCCAAAGACAGGAAAUUGCGAGAGAGGAGCGAACAGUACUCUAAACAGUUGGAAAGCGAAGUAGAAGGGCUAAAGCAAAAACAGGUUGGUCGCUCACCUGGGGUAAGCAGUAUAGAACACCAGCAGGAGAUCACUAAAUUAAAGGCAGACCUGGAAAAGAAAAGUGUUUUCUAUGAAGAGGAACUAUCUAAACGUGAAAUAAUGCAUGCUAAUGAAAUAAAAAGUCUGAAGAAAGAACUCCGGGAUGCAGAGAGCCAGCAGCUUGCCCUCAAGAAGGAGAUCAUGAUGUUGAAAGACAAGUUAGAGAAAACCAGAAGAGAAAACCAAAGUGAAAGAGAGGAAUUUGAAACAGAGUUCAAACAGAAGUAUGAACGAGAAAAGAUUCUGCUAACAGAGGAAAACAAAAAACUUUCAAGUGAACUGGAUAAGCUCACCACCAUGUUUGAGAGGCUGAGUAUGAAUAACCGACAGCUGGAAGAAGAGAUGAGAGACCUGGCUGAUAAAAAGGAGUCCGUGGCCCACUGGGAGGCCCAGAUUACCGAGAUCAUCCAAUGGGUAAGUGAUGAAAAAGAUGCUCGAGGUUAUCUUCAAGCCUUGGCCUCUAAAAUGACAGAAGAACUAGAGGCCCUGAGAAACUCCAGUUUGGGUGCAAGAGCUACAGACAUGCCAUGGAAGAUGCGCCGCUUUGCAAAACUGGACAUGUCUGCAAGGCUGGAGCUACAGUCUGCUCUUGAUGCUGAAAUCCGAGCCAAACAGGCUAUUCAAGAUGAGCUGAAUAAAGUCAAAGCUUCCUGUAUCUCUACAGAGUGUAAAUUGCAAGAAUCUGAGAAGAAGAACAUGGAACUAUUGGCAGAUAUUGAAAGGCUGAAAAAGGAGACGGAAGAGCUUAGAUCAGAAAAGGGUGUAAAGCACCAAGACUCACAGAAUUCUUUCUUGGCAUUUUUGAAUGCGCCUACCUCUGCUCUGGAUCAAUUUGAAGAUUCCUUUUCCUCCUCUUCAUCCUCAUUGAUUGAUUUUAUGGAUGACAUUGAUUCAGUUGAGAAUUUUACAUUGUCUAAUACUCCAUCACGGGAUGAAGAUAGCAAGUCUCAUCUCCAUUCAAGAUCACGGUCUCCUUCUACAGCUAGUGAGAUUGAACCAAUUGAGGUUACAGAUCAUCCUCCCCGUUCAAUUCACACACCAACCAUGAGGACGGCAUAUAUUGGAUCGGGACUCUCCACACCAAAGCCUAAAGCCCACCAGUUUGUAGUGAAAUCAUUUAAUACACCAACAAAAUGCAAUCAAUGCACAUCUCUGAUGGUCGGUUUAAUACGACAGGGCUGUACUUGUGAAGUAUGUGGAUUCUCUUGCCACGUGACCUGUGCAGACAAGGCUCCUGCAGUGUGUCCGAUCCCUCCCGAACAGACCAAGGGACCUUUGGGAAUAGAUCCGCAGAAAGGCAUAGGAACAGCUUAUGAAGGACAUGUCCGAGUACCAAAACCAGCUGGAGUAAAGAAAGGUUGGCAGAGAGCACUGGCAGUGAUCUGUGAUUUUAAACUGUUCCUAUAUGAUGUAGCAGAAGGAAAAGCAUCCCAGCCCAGCGUGAUAGUGAGUCAGGUCAUAGACAUGAGGGAUGAAGAAUUUUCAGUGAGUUCUGUCUUGGCCUCCGAUGUCAUCCAUGCAAAUCGAAAAGAUAUCCCCUGUAUUUUCAGGGUCACAGCUUCCCAGCUCUCUGCAUCCAGUAAUAAGUGCUCAAUCCUGAUUCUAGCAGAUGGUGAGAAUGAGAAAAGCAAGUGGGUAGGGGUGCUCAAUGAGUUGCACAGGAUCUUGAAGAAGAACAAACUCAAAGACCGCUCAGUCUAUGUUCCCAAGGAAGCUUAUGACAGCACCUUACCCCUUAUCAAAACAACACAGUCAGCAGCAAUCAUAGACCAUGAAAGAAUAGCUCUGGGGAAUGAAGAAGGGUUAUUUGUUGUACAUGUCACCAAAGACGAGAUAAUCCGAGUUGGUGACAAUAAGAAGGUUCAUCAGAUUGAGCUAAUCCCAAGCGAACAGCUCAUUGCAGUAAUCUCAGGACGAAACCGGCACGUGCGGCUUUUCCCUAUGGCCGCCCUGGAUGGAAGGGAGACUGAGUUUUAUAAGCUGGCAGAGACAAAAGGCUGUCAGUCAAUAGUUUCUGGACACGUGCGCCACGGAGCUCUCACCUGCCUGUGUGUAGCUAUGAAAAGGCAGGUCCUCUGUUAUGAACUAAAUCAGAGUAAAACGCGUCACAAAAAGAUCAAGGAGAUCCAGGUCCAGGGGAAUGUCCAGUGGAUGUCAAUCUUCAGUGACCGUCUUUGCGUGGGCUACCAGUCAGGUUUCUUAAAAUACCCGCUUCAUGGAGAAGGCAGCCCAUACAGUCUGCUCCAUCCAGAUGACCACACGCUAUCAUUUGUCUCGCAGCAGCCAACUGACGCCAUCUGUGCAGUCGAAAUCUCAAAUAAAGAAUACCUGCUGUGUUUUAGCAGCGUAGGGGUUUACGUUGACUGCCAGGGCCGAAGAUCUAGACAACAAGAAUUGAUGUGGCCCGCAACUCCAUCUUCCUGCUGUUACAAUGCGCCAUACCUCUCUGUGUACAGUGAAAAUGCAAUUGAUAUCUUUGACGUGAACUCCAUGGAGUGGAUUCAGACUAUUCCUCUCAAAAAGGUACGACCCUUGAAUACAGAAGGAUCACUAAACCUUUUAGGCCUGGAGACAGUUAGAUUAAUAUAUUUCAAAAACAAAAUGGCAGAGGGCGAUGAACUGGUAGUUCCUGAGACAUCAGAUAACAGCCGGAAGCAAAUGGUUCGAAACAUCAACAACAAGCGCCGCUAUUCAUUCAGAGUACCAGAGGAGGAGAGGAUGCAGCAGAGGAGGGAGAUGCUACGCGAUCCGGAAAUGAGAAAUAAAUUAAUUUCUAACCCAACUAAUUUUAACCACAUAGCACAUAUGGGUCCAGGAGAUGGUAUACAGAUUCUCAAAGACCUUCCAAUGCAACAGCAAGGGCAGCAGGCCCGUAUGACACCACGUAAGGAAGGUGCUCGGAGGACUGGGGGUGACAAUCAGCGUUCCCCUUAUCAAUUCCCUCAUCAUCAUCACUCCCGUCUGAUCUCCUCUCCGAGCAACUUUGAGCACAUCUACCACAUGACUGUUAAUUCAGCCGAAAAAUUCCUCUCUUACGAUUCCAUAAACCCUGCAUUUUCCCCGCCUCCGCGCUCUGUCCUCGGUACUCCAGACUUAAUGACUCUGAGGAAUCUUCGGCCUCAGGAAAGUCGGACCAUGUUCAGUGGCUCUGUCAGUAUCCCAUCAAUCACGAAAUCGCGCACAGAACCAGGACGAUCGAUGAGUGCAAGCAGCGGGUUAGCAGCACGAUCGUCUGCACAGAACGGCAGUGCUCUGCGGAGGGAAUUCUCAGGAGGUAGCUAUGGAGCAAAGCGUCAGCCUAUGGCAUCGCCUUCAGAUGGUUCCUUGUCCUCUGGUGGCCUGGACCAAGGCAGCGAUGCACCAACAAGGGACUAUGAGCGAGAGGACUCUGACUCUCCGAGACACUCUACUGCAUCCAACAGCUCCAACCUCAGCAGCCCUCCCAGUCCGGUUUCUCCUCACAAGACCAAGAGCCUCUCCCUGGAGAGCUCUGACCACGUGAGUUGGGACUCAUGAACUGCUUCAGCAUUCAGAUUUGACAUCACAGCAGCUUGCUGUCCCCAUGGCUGUCCCCUUCACUUGCUCCAGUUCUCACCUUCAUCAUCCUAACCCACCCCAUUCCCUGUCUGAAAGCGAUCUGGGAGUGGGGUACUGGGGAAGGUAAAAGCUGGUUGACUUCAGCACCGUUCGGCGUUGCCUCACUGUCCCUUCCCCAGAACUGACAGCAGCGAACGAGCAAAGCUUAGGGUGUUGGUAAAUAUCAGAUGCUGUGGAUUUGUAUUAGUAUUGGUUUCAUUUUUGUGGUUACAGCUGCUUCAUUUUUAAAGACAUAUUUAUCCCACCCCCCUUCCACUUCACAAAAAGUAGCUUAAGUAGACCAGACCAGUAUCAACAAGAGAAAAUUCAGAGGGAUUUUGUUUCCAUACAAUAGCUCAUUGUACUGUACAAAAGUAGCACAGAGACCCCUUCCCCUGCAUGGGGAAUGAUCAGUAUGUCAGAGGCACAUAAAAGCUUUCAGCCACCACGUUUGAAUGUCAAUCUGAUUGUCGCCAGCAAAUCCUUAUUGAUUAAAAUGAUGCAUAUUUUACUACAGUACAGAGUUUAAAUAAAUACGCAGAUGUUAGAGUAAAAUACGUAUGUAUAUAUUCAAAGAAAAAAAAAAAGCAUUGUGUAUGCAGCAGAAGAUGGAUGCUUAUUUAAGAGAGCCUUUAAUUUAAGAUUUGUGUUGUCCCUGUUUUCAUGCUCGGUAAUAUACAGACUUGGAGGCCUGGCCUAAAACCUUUCGUAGGACAAAUAUUCCUUGUGCGUAGCGCUCGCUGCGCUGCCGGGAGAGGUCCCUGCAGUGCUUUCGCAACAUUUCUUUACUUCUGGCAUCAGCAUAACUGAAGCUAUAAUUCCUACUUUCCUGUUCAUCCCCAUCCUUUGCAAAAAUGACAACGAUGGGAAAGCAACCCCUUGCCCCAAAAUCCGAAGGCAGCGGUCGGCCCGGCGGCUGCGCUGGUUUCUCGUGCGCCGGCGGUGCGGCUGGGGAACCUCGCGGCGUGCCACAGUGGAGGUCGUUCAGGCAGCAAGGGAGCUCAGUGCAGCAGCGUUCAGCAGGAAAACUGUUUCCCUGCGUCAGUCUUUGACCAGGCUGAGCAGCCUUCCGCAUCUCCUUGACCAUCCCUCACCAGAGAACUGUUACCGUCGUUACCAAAUACUAGUUGCUAAUACACAUCGGCCAAAUGAGUGCCCUUAGCCCGCAGCUCGCUGUGGCUGGCUCUGCCGUCACUGUAGCAAUGAAGAACCUUGAAGACUGACCUCACACUGUUCACACUGUGGUAGUCGAAGAUGCCUCGUCACCCACAACUGCCGUGCUGGCAAGGUUGGUUUUCCUCUCUCUCCCCGACCCGUGCUUGUGGGUUUGUGCAAUUUGCAGUUGUUUCUAUGCGCUCACCUGCUGUUUGGUUCCAGUAGCAGGUCAGGUUGGAGGGCAGAAAGUAUUGUAGUGGAAGACAGAGCCCACUGAGGUUGCAAAAGUAAUUAAAAAGCUGAAGCUGGCCAUGCAGUCGACAGAAUAAACUGAGAGACUGAUGUACAAAUGGAUGGUAAGAGGAAGAUGUUUCUUCUCUUUAGUUAGCAAGGCAGAUGUGCUUUUCCUUUGGGAGUGCGUUCAAAUGAGCCUCUCUUCUCAGUAGUGUUGUCGGUGGCUUUAUACUAUGACCAUACUCAAACACAUAAGGGCUUUUUGUAUUUAGAAUACUGGUUUUUGUGGGUUUUGGAAGCUUGUUAUGGCUCUUACUAAACCAUUCCAUGUUCUUGCAGUACUCAGCAGUAUAUAAUGUUUCACCCACACAGAGGUGUUAGGAGUUUUCAAGUUUCUGUCUUCCCUAAUGGAAGUUAUAGGUAAGUUCAAACCAUGUACAGUAAUUUCCAGGUGUGAUCUAAAUGUGAAAUAGAGAGUGAGGCACACAGAUCAUUUAAUCCACUUAAUUAUGCUGGGUCUCCUAGGUAAGAUUUUCACUCUGAAUCAAGAGGCUUGUCCAAGUUUAAGCUCAUUCAAUGCUAUUUUGGGACAGGAAUUCCAGAAUUUUAUAUAAGAAACCAUCAUAUCAAAAGCCUGUCUCUCUCCUGUUUGGGUUUUUCAGGGUAGCAAGCUGGUUGUGUUGUUUUCACUUCGAAGCUACUACUUUUGCAAGCCUGGCAUUUAAUGAUAAAAGCUUUUGCAAAGGGCUAAGCACUUGAAAUUGAUCCCUACCAGAAUAGUUGUCAGUCUUUCUGAGGGACAGAUAGGCAGGGUGUUAUUGGCAUUAUUAAAAUUUCACAUCUGCUUCUUUAUAAAGGCUGCAUAUCGCCUCAAGUAUAGCCACUGCUUUUUCCCCACAGUUCCCUCCUGUUGGUGUAACACGUCCACACACUUUUCAAAGCCUUUGCAGACUAGUUUUGUAUUUACUGUGUGUUGUAUUUAAACAUUAAUCUUGUUUUGAUGUUGAGAGAAGGCCUUUAAAGAGCGGUCAUUUAAGCUGGAGCAGCCUGCAUGACAGUCCCCUGAGAGUGGGUCACAGCAUCGUAUUGGUAGUUUUUUUACAGUGGGGCUAAUGCUCUAUGUGAAAACAGAACCCAAAGAAUCACAACACAGCGAACAAUUAAGUCAAGUAAACCCCCAUGUUUACUCUGUUACGGUGCCUGCAAUCUAUUGGUAUCAGAACCCGGCAUUUUCAGGCAGUGUAGGUCAGCUGUGUUACACAACUGAGCUCCAGAGGAUGAGCGCGCCACAGGCCUACAUUGUUUGUACACCACAAUUUCUAAGCCUUGGCAAAUCUCCUUUAGGAUUAUUAUAUUUAAUCGUUAGUUUGGUACUGUGCAUUUUUAUACGCGUAUGUUCAAAAGAGAAGCAGCAACUGUUCUCUCAGUUGAAAAGCAAAUGACCGCAUCACUUAUGUGAAAAGAGAAAAAUUGUCAUAGGACUUGAAUCAUUUGGGAUAUUUGGGGACCAUUUGAUGAUACAUGCAAUUUUAAAACCACACGCAUCUGUUUUUGUUGGUAUGAACACUGAAAAAAACGCAUACUAUAGCUGAGCUUUUUAAAUACUCCUUGGGCUAGGGAAGGUAACUUGGUCAUUUGAACUGUAAGACUCUUGACUGGUAUCUCUCAGACAGCUGUCUCUUAGGGUUUGAUGUUUGCUGCUGCGCACUGCAGCAUCGCUUCCACGCCACAGUGAGCGAGAGGGCUGCGUUUUGUUCAGGGAGCUUCAAAUCUCCCACUGUGUUUCUGACCGUAGCAUCUGUUCUCUGUACACAGUCUGUAUCUAUCUAGCUGAUUUUUUCCUUUUGGCUGAGACUGAAGGUGUUAUUUUUGACACUGCUUAAUCAUAUGGCUUGUUGGGUUUUUGCAUUUUUAUUGCUUCUCUUUCGAUGGCAACAAAGGAUCUGAACAGAUUCAGGCAGCUACUAAGGAUUCCAGGUUAUAGAAUGAAUAAGGUUUGGUAAGUAGUUUUCCCCUGCACGUGUGCGCACACGGGUAUGUGGCUUCCUUCCACAUUUCAUAACCCCAAAGCAGGGUUAUAGCACUCUCUUCUCUGAUGCCUUUGACCUGUAGAAGACAGCUGGUGGUUUCAAAAAAAACACAACAUUCCUGAGGCUGUGGUGAAGUAGUCGCUUUUUUCCUCUCACUUAGUUGCUGUGGCUUGCUAUGAAUGUACAUUUUGCCCAUUUUAACGAGUUUCAAAACUGAGUCAGGAAUGUUAUCUUUUUUAUUCUCCUAAAAUUACAAGCCAGGUGUGUUAUUCUCAGGUAUACGGCAGAGGGAAGCUAAGGGUCUUGUCAUAAUAAAAAAAAGUCCAAAACGCAUAGAGUAUUUAUAGAAAUGUAGUUAAGCUGCGCCUAAGUGGUUCACACAGUAUCAGCCUUUCAAAACAAAACAGUUGGAAUAUUAACACAGAAACAGAUUCUGGCACCGUAUUGUCUUGCAUGGCCAGACCCUGAAGGACAGGACAAAUAUGCUCUUGGGUGGAGGAAGGGUGUGUUUUCCAUUUUACGCAAGCUGUUUAGUUUUAAAUGACUUCAUUAAGGGUAAAAUUUCUUGCAGUGGAAGUAAGUCCCCACACCUCCUCAGCCUUAGUCUGAGAAUCGAAGUGGCACAGAGUAGCUUCUGCUGUGUUGGGUUUUUUUUGGUAAUAGGAGUCAGUUCCAUGGUUUAAGUGGGACAACCUUCUGCACUAACACAAACUGCACCCUUGCGUGGGCUGUGUGUUCACACUGUAUUUGAUACACAACCCCCCCAAACCGCUCUGCUGCAGGCUUCCCAGCCUGAAUUCCAACUCCACUUUGUCUUUCAUUCCAGCUGCAGCUCAGUACAACCUCUUUUCAUUCCGCAUUUAAGAAAGUCUCAUCCACAGGGAAGAAAUCUACAAACCAACCAGUGUUGGUAUUUCAGAACAAUUAUACCUGCCUUUUUAUGUAUGACAGUUUCAUAUCAUUUAUUUUUAAAAUACGUUUUUUAGGUUUUUCAUUGUAAUAUUAUUGUACAGUUUUGCAUGGCAUAGAUGUAAUCACUUUUUUUUUGUUUUAGAGUAUAAAAGCUGACAAGUGUGCGUGUGGGGGAAAGAUUCUGCUUUUUGCCUCUUCUCACUUUUGUUUGAUGGCCUCAGUGUUGUAGGGGACAUUGUAAGAGAUUCUCUGCUACAGAACAAUGAUGUAGAUUCUUUUGCACAGAAAUAUUUAAGGUGGAAAAGUCAACAAUGUAAAAAUGACUUACCACCAAUAUUUUAUGUUGGUAACACACUUAAUAUUAACCUACUUUGAUGUACUGCAAUAAAACAGGGAACUGUUAGAAA